AUGUUAACAUUUCUUUUGAUGCUUUUUCUACCCUUUAGGACAGGUAUGUCUGCUGUAGUUCAAACCGAUGACCUGAAGACAUUUUCUGCAGGUGAAAAUAUAACUUUAGAGUGCACUAUAUCUCAAAGCCAUGAAAACUACUUCUCCUGGUUCAAGCAAACUCUAGGGGAAGCUCCGGUGUGCAUCCUUAGUCUGUAUGCUGAUACUUCAACAGCAACAUUUUUUGGAGACUUCAAGAAGGACAAAAGAUUAACAACUCAAAAGAGAGGGACCCUUUUUGCUUUAAUUAUACAAGAUGCAAAGCCAUCAGAUACUGGAAUCUAUUACUGUGGUGCUCGUGGCUAUGAUCUUAUCAUCUUCAGUAAUGGACUGUUUUUGAAUUAUGAAGGAACAAAUAUAAGACAGCAUCAUUAUAUUGGGCAAUCUUUGUCUGGAUUGGGCUCAGGUACUCAAAAUUAUCAUGAUUUUAACCCAAGAGACUUAGUAAAUUUGCAUUGUUCUGUCCAUACUACGACAUGUGUUGGGAAUCAGAAUGUCUACUGGUUUAGACAUAAACUUGGAGACACUCAUCCUGGAAUUGUUUACACGCAUGGAAACAAAAACGAUCAAUGUCAAAAAAGCUCUCAGAAAGAUUCCCAUAACCAGACUUGUAUGUACAGUCUCCCCAAGAGGAACCUCAAUUUAACUGAUGCUGGUACUUACUACUGUGCUGUGGCCACAUGUGGAGAAAUACUGUUUGGGAAUGGAAGUAGGCUUGAAAUUGGAGAUACUGAGUCCACCUGGUCUGACUUAAAAGUCCCAUCUUUGGCAGCAUCAAAUAUAUUAUGCUUGGUGAUCAUCGCUGUCCUUUUAUAUAAAAGAAUGGCAAAAAGAAAAGAAAUAGUUUCUGACACUGCCCUAGAUACACCGCUGUCUGUGUCUCCUGCUAAUGAGGGUGUGCCAGAGGAGUUAAGCUAUGCUGCAGUGAGUUUCUCUGGGAGGAAAUUUAACAGAAACGAGAGUGAACGAAGCACAGACACACAUAGUGAACAAUUCGGAAGGAAGGAAAAAACAUUGUGUGUCAACACAAGGACUAACCAAAACUUCACCCACAAUCUUAAAUAUUAUAACAAUGAUCACAGCAGCUAAACACCUUCUACAGACAUUAGGAUGUGCUUUGUGUA
This is a messenger RNA of Xyrauchen texanus (razorback sucker), 1163 nucleotides long. RefSeq lists its product as uncharacterized. The record is from RefSeq and is a predicted model, not a curated record. Gene Ontology annotation, biological process: response to bacterium. The coding region runs from base 1 to 1128 and encodes 375 amino acids. Lineage: Eukaryota; Metazoa; Chordata; Actinopteri; Cypriniformes; Catostomidae. The transcript is spliced from 8 exons.